AUGACUGAGACAACAGAAAUAACCACAGCAGAGAGGACAAGUGAGAAACUUGAGACAAGCCUGGCAACAACAGAGAAAACAACUUAUACUGCAUCAUUUUCUGGAUCUACAGAGGGGUUGACCUCAGGCACAAUAGCUUGGACCUCCACAGAUGCAACCUUUUCAAGUGGUGAGCCAACUGAAACAUCCACUACUGAAAAGUCAACAACACCUGAGACAAGUUCAACAUCAGCCACACAAACCACUUACAGUACACCCAUCUCUAAAUCUACAGAAGGGCUGACAUUAGAAACAAAAGAUUGGACAACUGAAGGAUCAACUCUUACAACUGGUGAGCCAAAUGAUACAUCCUCUUCGGCAGGAGAGACAACGACAGUCACCAUUUCAAGCACAAAUGCAGACACAACAACCAGUACAACUGAAAGAACAGUGACCACAUCUGCCCAGGAAACAAGUACAACAUCACAGACAAGUUCUUCUAAGUGGUCAACCAUUACUGAAACGCUUUCUUCCACUGCAGUGUCAGAAGCCCUAUCAACAAGUGCAACCAUUGGAUCUUCUUCCACAGAAGCUUUGUCAUUUACAACUGGUAAGACAACUGAUACAUCCACCUCGGAAGCAGAGACAACGACAGCGCUAACUUUAAACACCAGCCCUGACACAACAGCUAGAACACCUGAGACAACGGAAAUAACAACGGCACAGCAGACAAGUCAGACAUCUGAGACAAUCUUGGCAACAACAACGCAUACCAUUUACUCUACUUCUGUUUCUGGAUCUACAGAGGGGUUGACCUCAGGCACAAUAGCUUGGACCUCCACAGACGCAAACUUUUCAAGUGGUGAGCCAACUGAAACAUCCACUACUGAAAAGUCAACAACACCUGAGACAAGUUCAACAGCAGCCACACAAACCACUUAUAGUACACCCAUCUCUAAAUCUACAGAAGGGCUGACAUUAGAAACAACAGCUUGGACAACUGAAGGAUCAACUCUUACAACUGGUGAGCCAACUGAUACAUCCUCUUCGGCAGGAGAGACAACGACAGUCACCAUUUCAAGCACAAAUGCAGACACAACAACCAGUACAACUGAAAGAACAGUGACCACAUCUGCCCAGGAAACAAGUGCAACAUUAGAGACAAGUUCUUCACAGUGGACAACCAUUACUGAAACGCUUUCUUCCACUGCAAUUUCAGAAGCCCUAACAACAAGUGCAACCAUUGGAUCUUCUUCAACCAAAGAUUUGACAUUCACAACUGGUGGGACAACUGAUACAUCCUCCUCAGCAGCAGAGACAAUGACAGUGCUCACUUCAAACACAAGUCCUGACACAACAGCUAGCAUGCCUGACACAACGGAAAUAACCACAGCAGAGAGGACAAGUGAGAAACUUGAGACAACCUUGGCAACAACAAUGAUAACCACUUAUACUGCAUCAUUUUCUGGAUCCACAGAGGAGUUGACCUCAGGCACAACAGCUUGGUCCUCUGUAGAAUCAACCUUUUCAAGUGGUGAGCCAACUGAAACAUCCACUACUGAAAAGUCAACAACACCUGAGACAAGUUCAACAGCAGCCAGUCAAACCACUUACCGUACCCCCAUCUCUAAAUAUACAGAGGGGCUGACAUUAGAAACAACAGCUUGGACCACUGAAGGAUCAACUCUUACAACUGGUGAGCCAACUGAUACAUCCACUUCGGCAAGAGUGACAACGACAGCCACCAUUUCAAGCACAAACGCAGACACAACUAUCAGUACAACCGAUAGACCAGUGACCACUUCUGCCCAGGAAACAAGUGCAACAUCACAGACAAGUUCUUCUCAGUGGAAAACCAUUACUGAAACGCUUUCUUCCACUGCAGUGUCAGAAGCCCUAACAACAAGUGCAACCAUUGGAUCUUCUUCCACAGAAGCUUUGUCAUUUACAACUGGUAAGACAACUGAUACAUCCACCUCGGAAGCAGAGACAACGACAGCGCUCACUUUAAACACCAGCCCUGACACAACAGCUGGCACACCUGAGACAACGGAAAUAACAACGGCACAGCAGACAAGUCAGACACCUGAGACAAGCUUGGCAACAACAACGCAUAUCAUUUACUCUACUUCUGUUUCUGGAUCUACAGAGGGGUUGACCUCAGGCACAAUAGCUUGGACCUCCACAGAUGCAACCUUUUCAAGUGGUGAGACAACUGAAACAUAUACUACUGAAAAGUCAACAACACCUGAGACAAGUUCAACAGCAGCCACACAAACCACUUACAGUACACCCAUCUCUAAAUCUACAGAAGGGCUGACAUUAGAAACAACAGCUUGGACCACUGAAGGAUCAACUCUUACAACUGGUGAGCCAACUGAUACAUCCUCUUCGGCAGGAGAGACAACGACAGUCACCAUUUCAAGCACAAAUGCAGACACAACAACUCAUCCUGACACAACAGCUAGCAUGCCUGACACAACGGAAAUAACCACAGCAGAGAGGACAAGUGAGAAACUUGAGACAACCUUGGCAACAACAAUGAUAACCACUUAUACUGCAUCAUUUUCUGGAUCCACAGAGGAGUUGACCUCAGGCACAACUGCUUGGUCCUCUGUAGAAUCAAGCUUUUCAAGUGGUGAGCCAACUGAAACAUCCACUACUGAAAAGUCAACAACACCUGAGACAAGUUCAACAGCAGCCAGUCAAACCACUUACCGUACCCCCAUCUCUAAAUCUACAGAGGGGCUGACAUUAGAAACAACAGCUUGGACCACUGAAGGAACAACUCUUACAACUGGUGAGCCAACUGAUACAUCCACUUCGGCAAGGGUGAGAACGACAGCCACCAUUUCAAGCACAAACGCAGACACAACUAUCAGUACAACUGAUAGACCAGUGACCACUUCUGCCCAGGAAACAAGUGCAACAUCAGAGACAAGUUCUUCUCAGUGGACAACCAUUACUGAAACGCUUUCUUCCACUGCAGUGUCAGAAGCCCUAUCAACAAUUGCAACCAUUGGAUCUUCUUCCACAGAAGCUUUGUCAUUUACAACUGGUAAGACAACUGAUACAUUCACCUCGGAAGCAGAGACAACGACAGCGCUCACUUUAAACACCAGCCCUGACACCACAGCUAGAACACCUGAGACAACGAAAAUAACAACGGCACAGCAGACAAGUCAGACACCUGAGACAAGCUUGGCAACAACAACGCAUACAAUUUACUCUACUUCUGUUUCUGGAUCUACAGAGGGGUUGACCUCAGGCACAACAGCUUGGACCUCCAGAGAUGCAACCUUUUCAAGUGGUGAGCCAACUGAAACAUCCACUACUGAAAAGUCAACAACACCUGAGACAAGUUCAACAGCAGCCAGUCAAACCUCUUACCGUACCCCCAUCUCUAAAUCUACAGAGGGGCUGACAUUAGAAACAACAGCUUGGACCACUGAAGGAUCAACUCUUACAACUGGUGAGCCAACUGAUACAUCCACUUCGGCAAGAGUGACAACGACAGCCACCAUUUCAAGCACAAAUGCAGACACAACUCUCAGUACAACUGAUAGACCAGUGACCACUUCUGCUCAGGGAACAAGUGCAACACCAGAGACAAGUUCUUCACAGUGGACAACCAUUACUGAAAUGCUUUCUUCCACUGCAGUGUCAGAAGCCCUAUCAACAAGUGCAACCAUUGGAUCUACUUCCACAGAAGCUUUGUCAUUUACAACUGGUAAGACAACUGAUACAUCCACCUUGGAAGCAGAGACAAGGACAGUGCUCACUUUAAACACCAGCCCUGACACAACAGCUAGAACACCUGAGACAACGGAAAUAACAACGGCACAGAAGACAAGUCAGACACCUGAGACAAGCUUGGCAACAACAACGCAUAUCAUUUACUCUACUUCUGUUUCUGGAUCUACAGAGGGGUUGACCUCAGGCACAAUAGCUUGGACCUCCACAGAUGCAACCUUUUCAAGUGGUGAGCCAACUGAAACAUCUACUACUGAAAAGUCAACAACACCUGAGACAAGUUCAACAGCAGCCACACAAACCACUUACAGUAAACCCAUCUCUAAAUCUACAGAAGGGCUGACAUUAGAAACAACAGCUUGGACCACUGAAGGAUCAACUCUUACAACUGGUGAGCCAACUGAUACAUCCUCUUCGGCAGGAGAGACAACGACAGUCACCAUUUCAAGCACAAAUGCAGACACAACAACCAGUACAACUGAAAGAACAGUGACCACAUCUGCCCAUGAAACAAGUGCAACAUUAGAGACAAGUUCUUCACAGUGGACAACCAUUACUGAAACGCUUUCUUCCACUGCAAUUUCAGAAGCUCUAACAACAAGUGCAACCAUUGGAUCUUCUUCAACCAAAGAUUUGACAUUCACAACUGGUGGGAAAACUGAUACAUCCUCCUCAGCAGCAGAGACAAUGACAGUGCUCACUUCAAACACAAGUCCUGACACAACAGCUAGCAUGGCUGACACAACGGAAAUAACCACAGCAGAGAGGACAAGUGAGAAACUUGAGACAACCUUGGCAACAACAAUGAUAACCACUUAUACUGCAUCAUUUUCUGGAUCCACAGAGGAGUUGACCUCAGGCACAACGGCUUGGUCCUCUGUAGAAUCAACCUUUUCAAGUGGUGAGCCAACUGAAACAUCCACUACUGAAAAGUCAACAACACCUGAGACAAGUUCAACAGCAGCCAGUCAAACCACUUACCGUACCCCCAUCUCUAAAUCUACAGAGGAGCUGACAAUAGAAACAACAGCUUGGACCACUGAAGGAUCAACUCUUACAACUGGUGAGCCAACUGAUACAUCCACUUCGGCAAGAGUUACAACGACAGCCACCAUUUCAAGCACAAACGCAGACACAACUAUCAGUACAACUGAUAGACGAGUGACAACUUCUGCCCAGGAAACAAGUGCAACAGCAGAGACAAGUUCUUCUCAGUGGACAACCAUUACUGAAACGCUUUCUUCCACUGCAGUGUCAGAAGCCCUAUCAACAAUUGCAACCAUUGGAUCUUCUUCCACAGAAGCUUUGUCAUUUACAACUGGUAAGACAACUGAUACAUCCACCUCGGAAGCUGAGACAACGACAGCGCUCACUUUAAACACCAGCCCUGACACCACAGCUAGAACACCUGAGACAACGGAAAUAACAACGGCACAGAAGACAAGUCAGACACCUGAGACAAGCUUGGCAACAACAACGCAUAUCAUUUACUCUACUUCUGUUUCUGGAUCUACAGAGGGGUUGACCUCAGGCACAAUAGCUUGGACCUCCACAGAUGCAACCUUUUCAAGUGGUGAGCCAACUGAAACAUCUACUACUGAAAAGUCAACAACACCUGAGACAAGUUCAACAGCAGCCACACAAACCACUUACAGUACACCCAUCUCUAAAUCUACAGAAGGGCUGACAUUAGAAACAACAGCUUGGACCACUGAAGGAUCAACUCUUACAACUGGUGAGCCAACUGAUACAUCCUCUUCGGCAGGAGAGACAACGACAGUCACCAUUUCAAGCACAAAUGCAGACACAACAACCAGUACAACUGAAAGAACAGUGACCACAUCUGCCCAGGAAACAAGUGCAACAUUAGAGACAAGUUCUUCACAGUGGACAACCAUUACUGAAACGCUUUCUUCCACUGCAAUUUCAGAAGCCCUAACAACAAGUGCAACCAUUGGAUCUUCUUCAACCAAAGAUUUGACAUUCACAACUGGUGGGACAACUGAUACAUCCUCCUCAGCAGCAGAGACAAUGACAGUGCUCACUUCAAACACAAGUCCUGACACAACAGCUAGCAUGGCUGACACAACGGAAAUAACCACAGCAGAGAGGACAAGUGAGAAACUUGAGAGAACCUUGGCAACAACAAUGAUAACCACUUAUACUGCAUCAUUUUCUGGAUCCACAGAGGAGUUGACCUCAGGCACAACUGCUUGGUCCUCUGUAGAAUCAAACUUUUCAAGUGGUGAGCCAACUGAAACAUCCACUACUGAAAAGUCAACAACACCUGAGACAAGUUCAACAGCAGCCAGUCAAACCACUUACCGUACCCCCAUCUCUAAAUCUACAGAGGAGCUGACAAUAGAAACAACAGCUUGGACCACUGAAGGAUCAACUCUUACAACUGGUGAGCCAACUGAUACAUCCACUUCGGCAAGAGUUACAACGACAGCCACCAUUUCAAGCACAAACGCAGACACAACUAUCAGUACAACUGAUAGACCAGUGACAACUUCUGCCCAGGAAACAAGUGCAACAGCAGAGACAAGUUCUUCUCAGUGGACAACCAUUACUGAAACGCUUUCUUCCACUGCAGUGUCAGAAGCCCUAUCAACAAUUGCAACCAUUGGAUCUUCUUCAACAGAAGCUUUGUCAUUUACAACUGGUAAGACAACUGAUACAUCCACCUCGGAAGCUGAGACAACGACAGCGCUCACUUUAAACACCAGCCCUGACACCACAGCUAGAACACCUGAGACAACGAAAAUAACAACGGCACAGCAGACAAGUCAGACACCUGAGACAAGCUUGGCAACAACAACGCAUACAAUUUACUCUACUUCUGUUUCUGGAUCUACAGAGGGGUUGACCUCUGGCACAACAGCUUGGACCUCCAGAGAUUCAAACUUUUCAAGUGGUGAGCCAACUGAAACAUCCACUACUGAAAAGUCAACAACACCUGAGACAAGUUCAACAGCAGCCAGUCAAACCUCUUACCGUACCCCCAUCUCUAAAUCUACAGAGGGGCUGACAUUAGAAACAACAGCUUGGACCACUGAAGGAUCAACUCUUACAACUGGUGAGCCAACUGAUACAUCCACUUCGGCAAGAGUGACAACGACAGCCACCAUUUCAAGCACAAAUGCAGACACAACUCUCAGUACAACUGAUAGACCAGUGACCACUUCUGCCCAGGAAACAAGUGCAACAUCACAGACAAGUUCUUCACAGUGGACAACCAUUACUGAAAUGCUUUCAUCCACUGCAGUGUCAGAAGCCCUAUCAACAAGUGCAACCAUUGGAUCUUCUUCCACAGAAGCUUUGUCAUUUACAACUGGUAAGACAACUGAUACAUCCACCUCGGAAGCUGAGACAACGACAGCGCUCACUUUAAACACCAGCCCUGACACCACAGCUAGAACACCUGAGACAACGAAAAUAACAACGGCACAGCAGACAAGUCAGACACCUGAGACAAGCUUGGCAACAACAACGCAUACCAUUUACUCUACUUCUGUUUCUGGAUCUACAGAGGGGUUGACCUCAGGCACAACAGCUUGGACGUCCAGAGAUUCAACCUUUUCAAGUGGUGAGCCAACUGAAACAUCCACUACUGAAAAGUCAACAACACCUGAGACAAGUUCAACAGCUGCCACACAAACCACUUACAGUACACCCAUCUCUAAAUCUACAGAAGGGCUGACAUUAGAAACAACAGCUUGGACCACUGAAGGAUCAACUCUUACAACUGGUGAGCCAACUGAUACAUCCUCUUCGGCAGGAGAGACAACGACAGUCACCAUUUCAAGCACAAAUGCAGACACAACAACCAGUACAACUGAAAGAACAGUGACCACAUCUGCCCAGGAAACAAGUGCAACAUUAGAGACAAGUUCUUCACAGUGGACAACCAUUACUGAAACGCUUUCUUCCACUGCAGAUUCAGAAGCCCUAACAACAAGUGCAACCAUUGGAUCUUCUUCAACCAAAGAUUUGACAUUCACAACUGGUGGGACAACUGAUACAUCCUCCUCAGCAGCAGAGACAAUGACAGUGCUCACUUCAAACACAAGUCCUGACACAACAGCUAGCAUGGCUGACACAACGGAAAUAACCACAGCAGAGAGGACAAGUGAGAAACUUGAGACAAGCUUGGCAACAACAAUGAUAACCACUUAUACUGCAUCAUUUUCUGGAUCCACAGAGGAGUUGACCUCAGGCACAACUGCUUGGUCCUCUGUAGAAUCAACCUUUUCAAGUGGUGAGCCAACUGAAACAUCCACUACUGAAAAGUCAACAACACCUGAGACAAGUUCAACAGCAGCCAGUCAAACCUCUUACCGUACCCCCAUCUCUAAAUCUACAGAGGGGCUGACAUUAGAAACAACAGCUUGGACCACUGAAGGAUCAACUCUUACAACUGGUGAGCCAACUGAUACAUCCACUUCGGCAAGAGUGACAACGACAGCCACCAUUUCAAGCACAAAUGCAGACACAACUCUCAGUACAACUGAUAGACCAGUGACCACUUCUGCCCAGGAAACAAGUGCAACAUCAGAGACAAGUUCUUCACAGUGGACAACCAUUACUGAAAUGCUUUCUUCCACUGCAGUGUCAGAAGCCCUAUCAACAAGUGCAACCAUUGGAUCUUCUUCCACAGAAGCUUUGUCAUUUACAACUGGUAAGACAACUGAUACAUCCACCUCGGAAGCAGAGACAAGGACAGUGCUCACUUUAAACACCAGCCCUGACACAACAGCUAGAACACCUGAGACAACGGAAAUAACAACGGCACAGAAGACAAGUCAGACACCUGAGACAAGCUUGGCAACAACAACGCAUAUCAUUUACUCUACUUCUGUUUCUGGAUCUACAGAGGGGUUGACCUCAGGCACAAUAGCUUGGACCUCCACAGAUGCAACCUUUUCAAGUGGUGAGACAACUGAAACAUCUACUACUGAAAAGUCAACAACACCUGAGACAAGUUCAACAGCAGCCACACAAACCACUUACAGUACACCCAUCUCUAAAUCUACAGAAGGGCUGACAUUAGAAACAACAGCUUGGACCACUGAAGGAUCAACUCUUACAACUGGUGAGCCAACUGAGACAUCCUCUUCGGCAGGAGAGACAACGACAGUCACCAUUUCAAGCACAAAUGCAGACACAACAACCAGUACAACUGAACGAACAGUGACCACAUCUGCCCAGGAAACAAGUGCAACAGCAGAGACAAGUUCUUCACAGUGGACAACCAUUACUGAAACGCUUUCUUCCACUGCAAUUUCAGAAGCUCUAACAACAAGUGCAACCAUUGGAUCUUCUUCAACCAAAGAUUUGACAUUCACAACUGGUGGGACAACUGAUACAUCCUCCUCAGCAGCAGAGACAAUGACAGUGCUCACUUCAAACACAAGUCCUGACACAACAGCUAGCAUGGCUGACACAACGGAAAUAACCACAGCAGAGAGGACAAGUGAGAAACUUGAGACAACCUUGGCAACAUCAAUGAUAACCACUUAUACUGCAUCAUUUUCUGGAUCCACAGAGGAGUUGACCUCAGGCACAACUGCUUGGUCCUCUGUAGAAUCAACCUUUUCAAGUGGUGAGCCAACUGAAACAUCCACUACUGAAAAGUCAACAACACCUGAGACAAGUUCAACAGCAGCCAGUCAAACCACUUACCGUACCCCCAUCUCUAAAUCUACAGAGGAGCUGACAUUAGAAACAACAGCUUGGACUACUGAAGGAUCAACACUUACAACUGGUGAGCCAACUGAUAUAUCCACUUCGGCAAGAGUGACAACGACAGCCACCAUUUCAAGCACAAACGCAGACACAACUCUCAGUACAACUGAUAGACCAGUGACCACUUCUGCCCAGGAAACAAGUGCAGCAGCAGAGACAAGUUCUUCACAGUGGACAAGCAUUACUGAAAAGCUUUCUUCCACUGCAGUGUCAGAAGCCCUAUCAACAAGUGCAAACAUUGGAUCUUCUUCCACAGAAGCUUUGUCAUUUACAACUGGUAAGACAACUGAUACAUCCACCUCGGAAGCUGAGACAACGACAGUGCUCACUUUAAACACCAGACCUGACACAACAGCUGGCACACCUGAGACAACGGAAAUAACAACGGCACAGCAGACAAGUCAGACAUCUGAGACAAUCUUGGCAACAACAACGCAUACCAUUUACUCUACUUCUGUUUCUGGAUCUACAGAGGGGUUGACCUCAGGCACAACAGCUUGGACCUCCAGAGAUUCAACCUUUUCAAGUGGUGAGCCAACUGAAACAUCCACUAAUGAAAAGUCAACAACACCUGAGACAAGUUCAACAGCAGCCAGUCAAACCUCUUACCGUACCCCCAUCUCUAAAUCUACAGAGGGGCUGACAUUAGAAACAACAGCUUGGACCACUGAAGGAUCAACUCUUACAACUGGUGAGCCAACUGAGACAUCCUCUUCGGCAGGAGAGACAACGACAGUCACCAUUUCAAGCACAAAUGCAGACACAACAACCAGUACAACUGAACGAACAGUGACCACAUCUGCCCAGGAAACAAGUGCAACAGCAGAGACAAGUUCUUCACAGUGGACAACCAUUACUGAAACGCUUUCUUCCACUGCAGAUUCAGAAGCCCUAACAACAAGUGCAACCAUUGGAUCUUCUUCAACCAAAGAUUUGACAUUCACAACUGGUGGGACAACUGAUACAUCCUCCUCAGCAGCAGAGACAAUGACAGUGCUCACUUCAAACACAAGUCCUGACACAACAGCUAGCAUGCCUGACACAACGGAAAUAACCACAGCAGAGAGGACAAGUGAGAAACUUGAGACAACCUUGGCAACAACAAUGAUAACCACUUAUACUGCAUCAUUUUCUGGAUCCACAGAGGAGUUGACCUCAGGCACAACUGCUUGGUCCUCUGUAGAAUCAACCUUUUCAAGUGGUGAGCCAACUGAAACAUCCACUACUGAAAAGUCAACAAUACCUGAGACAAGUUCAACAGCAGCCAGUCAAACCUCUUACCGUACCCCCAUCUCUAAAUCUACAGAGGGGCUGACAUUAGAAACAAUAGCUUGGACUACUGAAGGAUCAACACUUACAACUGGUGAGCCAACUGAUACAUCCAAUUCGGCAAGAGUGACAACGACAGCCACCAUUUCAAGCACAAACGCAGACACAACUCUCAGUACAACUGAUAGACAAGUGACCACUUCUGCCCAGGAAACAAGUGCAGCAGCAGAGACAAGUUCUUCACAGUGGACAACCAUUACUGAAAAGCUUUCUUCCACUGCAGUGUCAGAAGCCCUAUCAACAAGUGCAAACAUUGGAUCUUCUUCCACAGAAGCUUUGUCAUUUACAACUGUUAAGGCAACUGAUACAUCCACCUCGGAAGCAGAGACAACGACAGUGCUCACUUUAAACACCAGACCUGACACAACAGCUGGCACACCUGAGACAACGGAAAUAACAACGGCACAGCAGACAAGUCAGACAUCUGAGACAAUCUUGGCAACAACAACGCAUACCAUUUACUCUACUUCUGUUUCUGGAUCUACAGAGGGGUUGACCUCAGGCACAACAGCUUGGACCUCCAGAGAUUCAACCUUUUCAAGUGGUGAGCCAACUGAAACAUCCACUAAUGAAAAGUCAACAACACCUGAGACAAGUUCAACAGCAGCCAGUCAAACCUCUUACCGUACCCCCAUCUCUAAAUCUACAGAGGGGCUGACAUUAGAAACAACAGCUUGGACCACUGAAGGAUCAACUCUUACAACUGGUGAGCCAACUGAUACAUCCACUUCGGCAAGAGUGACAACGACAGCCACCAUUUCAAGCACAAACGCAGACACAACUCUCAGUACAUCUGAUAGACCAGUGACCACUUCUGCCCAGGAAACAAGUGCAACAUCAGAGACAAGUUCUUCUCAGUGGACAACCAUUACUGAAACGCUUUCUUCCACUGCAGUGUCAGAAGCCCUAUCAACAAUUGCAACCAUUGGAUCUUCUUCCACAGAAGCUUUGUCAUUUACAACUGGUAAGACAACUGAUACAUCCACCUCGGAAGCUGAGACAACGACAGCGCUCACUUUAAACACCAGCCCUGACACCACAGCUAGAACACCUGAGACAACGAAAAUAACAACGGCACAGCAGACAAGUCAGACACCUGAGACAAGCUUGGCAACAACAACGCAUACCAUUUACUCUACUUCUGUUUCUGGAUCUACAGAGGGGUUGACCUCAGGCACAACAGCUUGGACGUCCAGAGAUUCAACCUUUUCAAGUGGUGAGCCAACUGAAACAUCCACUACUGAAAAGUCAACAACACCUGAGACAAGUUCAACAGCUGCCACACAAACCACUUACAGUACACCCAUCUCUAAAUCUACAGAAGGGCUGACAUUAGAAACAACAGCUUGGACCACUGAAGGAUCAACUCUUACAACUGGUGAGCCAACUGAUACAUCCUCUUCGCCAGGAGAGACAACGACAGUCACCAUUUCAAGCACAAAUGCAGACACAACAACCAGUACAACUGAAAGAACAGUGACCACAUCUGCCCAGGAAACAAGUGCAACAUUAGAGACAAGUUCUUCACAGUGGACAACCAUUACUGAAACGCUUUCUUCCACUGCAAUUUCAGAAGCCCUAACAACAAGUGCAACCAUUGGAUCUUCUUCAACCAAAGAUUUGACAUUCACAACUGGUGGGACAACUGAUACAUCCUCCUCAGCAGCAGAGACAAUGACAGUGCUCACUUCAAACACAAGUCCUGACACAACAGCUAGCAUGGCUGACACAACGGAAAUAACCACAGCAGAGAGGACAAGUGAGAAACUUGAGACAACCUUGGCAACAACAAUGAUAACAACUUAUACUGCAUCAUUUUCUGGAUCCACAGAGGAGUUGACCUCAGGCACAACUGCUUGGUCCUCUGUAGAAUCAACCUUUUCAAGUGGUGAGCCAACUGAAACAUCCACUACUGAAAAGUCAACAACACCUGAGACAAGUUCAACAGCAGCCAGUCAAACCUCUUACCGUACCCCCAUCUCUAAAUCUACAGAGGGGCUGACAUUAGAAACAACAGCUUGGACCACUGAAGGAUCAACUCUUACAACUGGUGAGCCAACUGAUACAUCCACUUCGGCAAGAGUGACAACGACAGCCACCAUUUCAAGCACAAACGCAGACACAACUCUCAGUACAACUGAUAGACCAGUGACCACUUCUGCCCAGGAAACAAGUGCAACAUCAGAGACAAGUUCUUCACAGUGGACAACCAUUACUGAAACGCUUUCUUCCACUGCAGUGUCAGAAGCCCUAUCAACAAGGGCAACCAUUGGAUCUUCUUCCACAGAAGCUUUGUCUUUUACAACUGGUAAGACAACUGAUACAUCCACCUCGGAAGCAGAGACAAGGACAGUGCUAACUUUAAACACCAGCCCUGACACAACAGCUGGCACACCUGAGACAACGGAAAUAACAACGUCACAGCAGACAAGUCAGACAUCUGCGACAAUCUUGGCAACAACAACGCAUACCAUUUACUCUACUUCUGUUUCUGGAUCUACAGAGGGGUUGACCUCAGGCACAACAGCUUGGACCUCCAGAGAUUCAACGUUUUCAAGUGGUGAGCCAACUGAAUCAUCCACUACUGAAAAGUCAACAACACCUGAGACAAGUUCAACAGCAGCCAGUCAAACCUCUUACCGUACCCCCAUCUCUAAAUCUACAGAGGGGCUGACAUUAGAAACAACAGCUUGGACGACUGAAGGAUCAACUCUUACAACUGGUGAGCCAAGUGAUACAUCCACUUCGGCAAGAGUGACAACGACAGCCACCAUUUCAAGCACAAACGCAGACACAACUCUCAGUACAACUGAUAGACCAGUGACCACUUCGGCCCAGGAAACAAGUGCAACAUCAGAGACAAGUUCUUCACAGUGGACAACCAUUACUGAAAUGCUUUCUUCCACUGCAGUGUCAAAAGCCCUAUCAACAAGUGCAACCAUUGGAUCUACUUCCACAGAAGCUUUGUCAUUUACAACUGGUAAGACAACUGAUACAUCCACCUCGGAAGCAGAGACAACUACAGCGCUCACUUUAAACACCAGCCCUGACACAACAGCUGGCACACCUGAGACAACGGAAAUAACAACGUCACAGCAGACAAGUCAGACAUCUAAGACAAUCUUGGCAACAACAACGCAUACCAUUUACUCUACUUCUGUUUCUGGAUCUACAGAGGGGUUGACCUCAGGCACAACAGCUUGGACCUCCAGAGAUUCAACCUUUUCAAGUGUUGAGCCAACUGAAACAUCCACUACUGAAAAGUCAACAACACCUGAGACAAGUUCAACAGCAGCCAGUCAAACCUCUUACCGUACCCCCAUCUCUAAAUCUACAGAGGGGCUGACAUUAGAAACAACAGCUUGGACCACUGAAGGAUCAACUCUUACAACUGGUGAUCCAACUGAUACAUCCACUUCGGCAAGAGUGACAACGACAGACACCAUUUCAAGCACAAACGCAGACACAACUCUCAGUACAACUGAUAGACCAGUGACCUCUUCUGCCCAGGAAACAAGUGCAACAUCACAGACAAGUUCUUCACAGUGGACAACCAUUACUGAAACGCUUUCUUCCACUGCAGUGUCAGAAGCCCUAUCAACAAGUGCAACCAUUGGAUCUUCUUCCACAGAAGCUUUGUCAUUUACAACUGGUAAGACAACUGAUACAUCCACCUCGGAAGCAGAGACAAGGACAGCGCUCACUUUAAACACCAGCCCUGACACAACAGCUGGCACACCUGAGACAACGGAAAUAACAACGGCACAGCAGACAAGUCAGACAUCUGAGACAAUCUUGGCAACAACAAUGCAUACCAUUUACUCUACUUCUGUUUCUGGAUCUACAGAGGGGUUGACCUCAGGCACAACAGCUUGGACCUCCAGAGAUUCAACCUUUUCAAGUGGUGAGCCAACUGAAACAUCCACUACUGAAAAGUCAACAACACCUGAGACAAGUUCAACAGCAGCCAGUCAAACCUCUUACCGUACCCCCAUCUCUAAAUCUACAGAGGGGCUGACAUUAGAAACAACAGCUUGGACGACUGAAGGAUCAACUCUUACAACUGGUGAGCCAAGUGAUACAUCCACUUCGGCAAGAGUGACAACGACAGCCACCAUUUCAAGCACAAACGCAGACACAACUCUCAGUACAACUGAUAGACCAGUGACCACUUCGGCCCAGGAAACAAGUGCAACAUCAGAGACAAGUUCUUCACAGUGGACAACCAUUACUGAAAUGCUUUCUUCCACUGCAGUGUCAAAAGCCCUAUCAACAAGUGCAACCAUUGGAUCUACUUCCACAGAAGCUUUGUCAUUUACAACUGGUAAGACAACUGAUACAUCCACCUCGGAAGCAGAGACAACUACAGCGCUCACUUUAAACACCAGCCCUGACACAACAGCUGGCACACCUGAGACAACGGAAAUAACAACGUCACAGCAGACAAGUCAGACAUCUGAGACAAUCUUGGCAACAACAACGCAUACCAUUUACUCUACUUCUGUUUCUGGAUCUACAGAGGGGUUGACCUCAGGCACAACAGCUUGGACCUCCAGAGAUUCAACCUUUUCAAGUGGUGAGCCAACUGAAACAUCCACUACUGAAAAGUCAACAACACCUGAGACAAGUUCAACAGCAGCCAGUCAAACCUCUUACCGUACCCCCAUCUCUAAAUCUACAGAGGGGCUGACAUUAGAAACAACAGCUUGGACCACUGAAGGAUCAACUCUUACAACUGGUGAGCCAACAGAUACAUCCACUUCGGCAAGAGUGACAACGACAGCCACCAUUUCAAGCACAAACACAGACACAACUCUCAGUACAACUGAUAGACCAGUGACCACUUCUGCCCAGGAAACAAGUGCAACAUUAGAGACAAGUUCUUCACAGUGGACAACCAUUACUGAAACGCUUUCUUCCACUGUAGUGUCAGAAGCCCUAUCAACAAGUGCAACCAUUGGAUCUUCUUCCACAGAAGCUUUGUCAUUUACAACUGGUAAGACAACUGAUACAUCCACCUCGGAAGCAGAGACAACGACAGCGCUCACUUUAAACACCAGCCCUGACACAACAGCUGGCACACCUGAGACAACGGAAAUAACAACGGCACAGCAGACAAGUCAGACAUCUGAGACAAUCUUGGCAACAACAACGCAUACCAUUUACUCUACUUCUGUUUCUGGAUCUACAGAGGGGUUGACCUCAGGCACAACAGCUUGGACCUCCAGAGAUUCAACCUUUUCAAGUGGUGAGCCAACUGAAACAUCCACUACUGAAAAGUCAACAACACCUGAGACAAGUUCAACAGCAGCCAGUCAAACCUCUUACCGUACCCCCAUCUCUAAAUCUACAGAGGGGCUGACAUUAGAAACAACAGCUUGGACUACUGAAGGAUCAACUCUUACAACUGAUGAGCCAACUGAUACAUCCACUUCGGCAAGAGUGACAUCGACAGCCACCAUUUCAAGCACAAACGCAGACACAACUCUCGGUACAACUGAUAGACCAGUGACCACUUCUGCCCAGGAAACAAGUGCAGCAUCACAGACAAGUUCUUCACAGUGGACAACCAUUACUGAAACGCUUUCUUCCACUGCAGUGUCAGAAGCCCUAUCAACAAGUGCAACCAUUGGAUCUUCUUCCACAGAAGCUUUGUCAUUCACAACUGGUAAGACAACUGAUACAUCCACCUCGGAAGCAGAGACAAGGACAGCGCUCACUUUAAACACCAGCCCUGACACAACAGCUGGCACACCUGAGACAACAGAAAUAACAACGGCACAGCAGACAAGUCAGACAUCUGAGACAAUCUUGGCAACAACAACGCAUACCAUUUACUCUACUUCUGUUUCUGGAUCUACAGAGGGGUUGACCUCAGGCACAACAGCUUGGACCUCCAGAGAUUCAACCUUUUCAAGUGGUGAGCCAACUGAAACAUCCACUACUGAAAAGUCAACAACACCUGAGACAAGUUCAACAGCAGCCAGUCAAACCUCUUACCGUACCCCCAUCUCUAAAUCUACAGAGGGGCUGACAUUAGAAACAACAGCUUGGACCACUGAAGGAUCAACUCUUACAACUGGUGAGCCAACAGAUACAUCCACUUCGGCAAGAGUGACAACGACAGCCACCAUUUCAAGCACAAACACAGACACAACUCUCAGUACAACUGAUAGACCAGUGACCACUUCUGCCCAGGAAACAAGUGCAACAUUAGAGACAAGUUCUUCACAGUGGACAACCAUUACUGAAACGCUUUCUUCCACUGUAGUGUCAGAAGCCCUAUCAACAAGUGCAACCAUUGGAUCUUCUUCCACAGAAGCUUUGUCAUUUACAACUGGUAAGACAACUGAUACAUCCAACUCGGAAGCAGAGACAACGACAGUGUUCACUUUAAACACCAGUCCUGACACAACAGCUGGAACACCUGAGACAACGGAAAUAACAACGGCACAGCAGACAAGUCAGACAUCUGAGACAAUCUUGGCAACAACAACGCAUACCAUUUACUCUACUUCUGUUUCUGGAUCUACAGAAGGGUUGACCUCAGGCACAACAGCUUGGACCUCCAGAGAUUCAUCCUUUUCAAGUGGUGAGCCAACUGAAACAUCCACUACUGAAAAGUCAACAACACCUGAGACAAGUUCAACAGCAGCCAGUCAAACCUCUUACCGUACCCCCAUCUCUAAAUCUACAGAGGGGCUGACAUUAGAAACAACAGCUUGGACCACUGAAGGAUCAACUCUUACAACUGGUGAUCCAACUGAUACAUCCACUUCGGCAAGAGUGACAACGACAGCCACCAUUUCAAGCACAAACGCAGACACAACUCUCAGUACAACUGAUAGACCAGUGACCUCUUCUGCCCAGGAAACAAGUGCAACACCAGAGACAAGUUCUUCACAGUGGACAACCAUUACUGAAACGCUUUCUUCCACUGCAGUGUCAGAAGCCCUAUCAACAAGUGCAACCAUUGGAUCUUCUUCCACAGAAGCUUUGUCAUUUACAACUGGUAAGACAACUGAUACAUCCACCUCGGAAGCAGAGACAAGGACAGCGCUCACUUUAAACACCAGCCCUGACACAACAGCUGGCACACCUGAGACAACGGAAAUAACAACGGCACAGCAGACAAGUCAGACAUCUGAGACAAUCUUGGCAACAACAACGCAUACCAUUUACUCUACUUCUGUUUCUGGAUCUACAGAGGGGUUGACCUCAGGCACAACAGCUUGGACCUCCAGAGAUUCAACCUUUUCAAGUGGUGAGCCAACUGAAACAUCCACUACUGAAAAGUCAACAACACCUGAGACAAGUUCAACAGCAGCCAGUCAAACCUCUUACCGUACCCCCAUCUCUAAAUCUACAGAGGGGCUGACAUUAGAAACAACAGCUUGGACCACUGAAGGAUCAACUCUUACAACUGGGAACAAGUGCAACAUCACAGACAAGUUCUUCACAGUGGACAACCAUUACUGA
Messenger RNA from Myxocyprinus asiaticus (Chinese sucker), 18288 nucleotides. Its product is annotated as serine-rich adhesin for platelets-like. The transcript is spliced from 3 exons. The record is from RefSeq and is a predicted model, not a curated record. The coding region runs from base 1 to 18288 and encodes 6095 amino acids. NCBI's taxonomy places the organism in Eukaryota, Metazoa, Chordata, Actinopteri, Cypriniformes, Catostomidae.